CUCUCUCGCACUCAUACAAUUGAACUUAGUUAAAAUGUAGUGUACACGUGCGUUGUUUUUAAUAUACAAUUUAUAUAUAACAUUACCGUAUUGUUACUAACAAUCUAUGAUGGCUAGCACCAGCGUACACAAUGAUACUCCACAAGUACAAAUCCGAUUUCUUACAAAACAAGAACAGUACGCAGUUCCAGAUUUCCCAUUAUCCGUACACACAUCUAUUGUACCAAGCGAAUUAAAUACUCUCGUAAAUGAACUUCUAAAAGAAUCGACCGAUAUAAGGAAUGCUAUAGAAUUUGAUUUUUUGGUGUUUUCUCAAUUUUUACGUACUUCGUUGAACGAGCAUAUAGCGGAGAGGAAUGCUUCCACAGAGGAAGUAAUAAAUGUCGAAUACGUCGAAAAAUAUCCGCCACCAGAACCACAGGACUGUCUGAUACACGAUGAUUGGGUAUCUGCUGUUGCAGUUUGCGAGAAAUGGAUAUUAACUGGCUGCUAUGACAAUACGCUGCACAUCUGGACAUCAAAAGGAAAACAUCAUCUCGUUAUUCCUGGCCAUACAUCGCCGAUUAAAGCUGUAGCAUGGAUAUCCUUGAAUAACGAUACCGCUAGUUUUGUUAGUGCAUCUCAAGAUCAAACAGCUAUAAUAUGGGAUUGGAAUAUUACAGAAAAUUCUGUAGAUUGUAUACACGUAUGUAGAGGACACGAGCGUGGACUAGAAGCUGUUAGCGUUAAUUAUGAUAAAUCAUUGAUCGCUACCGGAGCUUGGGAUACGAUGCUCAAAAUAUGGUCUACGUCUAAUCAAGAUGAAAACGAAGAUGGUGAAUCUAGCUCGAAAAGAUUAAAGUCUGAACAUGGUAAAACAAGAGUACCCAGAAGGACGAUGAAAGGUCAUAAAGAAGCUAUUAGUGGAAUAGUAUGGUCCGAUAAAACAGAGAUCAUAACGUCCUCGUGGGACCAUACAAUGAAAGUGUGGGAUUCAGAAUUAGGAGGGAUUAAACACGAACUCGCUGGCAAUAAAAGUUUCUUCGACAUCGAUUACUCUCCGUUAUCCCGUGUGCUUAUAGCAGCGUCCGCUGAUAAGCACAUCAGACUAUACGAUCCAAGAUCUACAGAGGGAACCCUUGUAAAAACACUAUUCAGUUCUCAUACGCAAUGGGUGCAAUCCGUAAGAUGGUCAACCGUGGAUGAAAACCUUUUUAUUUCGGGAGCGUAUGAUAACGAUAUGAAACUUUGGGAUACCAGAAGCCCAAAAGCACCAUUGUUCGAUCUUUCCGGACACGAGGAUAAAGUAUUAUGUUGUAACUGGUCGAAUCCCAAAUUCAUGGUGUCUGGAGGUGCCGAUAACACUGUAAGAAUAUUUAAGUCAAAACAUGUUCUUUGUUAAACAUACAUUAACAGCUUGUAAUUCUUAAAUAUAACAGAGAAAGAAAAUCUGGCAAAUAGUGCAAAUUAAUAAGAAUAAGCUAAUUUUUAUUGUUUUAAUAUUUAUUAUAAUCUAAAACAAACAAUGUUAAACAUCUAAACGAAAUAGAAUUCGGUAUAUCGUCGUUGGAAAACAAUAUUAAUCACGAAAUCAUGUAUCUCACUGUAAAAUGAUAGAAACAUACGAUUCGCGCUUACAGUUGCAAUACCAUACUCGAAAUAAACGUGAAUGCAAAUCGAGAAUUAUGCAUAUAAAGUAAUUACAACUAUUUUCGUACAAAUAAACACAUUUAGAAAAAUCAAAAACCCAUGUUUCCAGUAAAAGAAAUCGUAUCGUGGCCUCAAAAAAGCUCUUUGUGUCAAAUCAAAAUUCGCACUUUUAUUUCAAUGAAUUUUCUUUUUGUUGCAAUGUGUCAGUUUUAAUUUACCCUCGUAUUUUACAUCAUUAUAAAAUCACCACUUAAUUGACAAAACAGGAGAUCUAGUAAUAAUCGUUCGUACAUUAUCAGCACCUCGGUUGUUUUUCUUUUUUUUUUCUUUUUUUCUUUUUUUUUGUUAAGAAAGAAUUUCGAAUCGUUUUUAUUUGCGCACAAAUCAAAGCGUUUACUCAAAAUAGUACAAAUCGCAUCAGCAUAAGGUGUUAAAAGUUCUAAGAAAAAGAUUCGUUUACGUUCUACCGUAGAGUGCCAAAAUCGAACACGGCAUGAUUAUUCUCCAUGGUCUUGUGUCUCGCAAAAAACAAUUCUACCGUCGGUUAUAAUAGAGGCGGACGCUGGAUGUAAUUACACAAUACGUUAGGAUAAUGUGGGGGGGCUUAUGAUUUUAAUAUUACUUACAAAGGACAAUAUUUGUUCAGUCUAUUGCACAUGCUGUACUGCUACACAGUAGUAUACACAAUAGUAUAACCUUUUGUUAACCGAUGCCUAUGAAGAAGAAUGUGUAAUUUUUUUUUUCUUUUCGUUUUAAUUCGUUAAGCUCUCUUUCAGUUCUAAAGGAUACCAAAAAACGUGUCGGGGCGUUAUUAUUUUUCAUUUGAAAAAGGCAUAUACAAUAGUCGCUAGUUGAUUCGACAGAAGGCAUAUUCAGUGUGGAGUAUGUGUAAAUACAGUCACUGAUUUUUGUACGAGAGUAAGUUUUUAUUUUACAGACUUUACAUUUCGUUUGUUGCUUCCUCGCGGAUGUUACUACAUUGGAAACGAAACGAAACGAAAAAAAAGAAAAGAAAAGAAAGAAAGAGAAAACGUAAGAGGAGAAACGAAAGUAAGUUUGGAAAUACGUCGAACGAAAUCGAACCCCAACCGAGAUAGUGUAGAUGCAGACCAAAGGCGAAUCCGUGAAACAUUAAAUGUGUUUGGGGAUUCACUCUCUGUACGCGAAGAGAUGCAAAAAGUUGUUCUCAGUGGCGGACUACCCGAAACUCAGGAAAGGAAAAGAAAUCGAAUAAAUCCCCAAAACAGAUCGUUUAUUGAUCAAAAAUAAGGGAUGAUAAUAAUUAAGAAUUUGAUUCUUUCACUUUGAAAUAUACCAAACCAUACUUGUAAGUAACUCUAAAACUGUUCGGUGCACGCUCCGAUACAAAGUGUAGAGUGUCGUUUAAGAGCGUGCACGCGCAGUGUGCAGUUUACAGUAACAGUGUGUCUGCAGUCUGUGUCGUGUAAUAGGCAGAUGGUUUUAAAGUACGCAUUAUAAAUUAUGCAUACACCUACACACCACAUGCUCGGUCGCGCUUCCUCUCGCUCUCUCGCAAUGUAAUCACUUUCUCACGUUCUUUCGCUCUUUCUCUCGCUCUCGCUCUCUCUCUCUUUUUGUUGUCUGUUUUCGUUUGCACUUUUUUCAAUUUUUUUUUCCAUUUUUAUUUUUUAGAAGACCCUAUCUAACCCCCACAUUAUCUCACACAAAGACUAGCGUUUUUAAACGAUCCAAAAUAAACUAAGGGCACUUUUAGUGGCGUAUGCCCUGUUCUUAUUUCGAGUUUCAUGAAAAAUCUAAUUCUGACCGUUGUUAAACUUUGUUUUUUUUUUUUUCUAUUACAGCACCUAUCGACUUCUAAGAGUCCCUAUCUUAACUAGCUAUGACACACUUGCCUUAAUCUAGAAUUUCAUUACGUGCUAUGCCUCGCCAUCUUAAAGUAUCCGAACCUAGUGUAUUUUUUUUUUUUUUUAAUCAUUCUUUUUCUUAAAUCAAUCCUCGUACGGAUGCGAACUGUGUACCUUGGAUGCCUCGACAUCGUUUCUCUUUCUCUCUUUUUCUCUUGUUUUUCAUGUUCUCAUUGGUCGCACACCGCAUAACAAUAUCAUGGAGAGAAGAAACAAAAAAAAUUAAGCAGACGGUGUAUGGUAUUGUUUUGGAGAAUUACAUGUUUUCGUCUCGAAAGGAAUUCGAACGCAACAGAGAGCAAGCACAGGAUCAAGAAACGAAGAGAGAUUAGGGGGGGGACAGAUCGUAGGAGAAACAGGGAGAGGGGUGGAAGUUAGAAAAAGGACAGUGGGGGGAAAAACGUAAUUACAACUUAAAAAAAAAAAAGAAAAGAAAACCUAGCGCUUAACAGUGUAAAACAAUGACUUAAAAACUCGGUGAACCUAAGGGACUGUACAAGUCGAAGUACGAUGAUGCGUCCUUGACAUCAUCGAGUCAACUAGGACUCGCUUCGCUUAAGCCGAUAUUCGACUAAAUGUUACUUUUUUUGUUUACUUAAAAAAACACCCUACGUUUUUUUUUUUUAUUCUCAUCUUUCUACAAUCAGCCUACGACUACGUGUGAAUUCUAAUCUAAAAGAGGCUACGCUAGAACUCUAGAGAAAGCUUACGGAAAGCAGCAUUGCUUGGAAAACGAAGUUCCCAAAUGGUUUUUCGUAAACCACACCCGGCCAGCCCAAGCACCCGACCCGCGGUGCGCAGCAAGCAGUCCUUACUAUUACAGUAGAUAAUAUGUUGUAGAAUAAUAUAUAUUUAUUAUUAAUAUGAAUAGCCAGUCAGUCUUGACGGGUGCGAGGUGCAUAGGCUGAACGGUGCCUCGCCUAAUGUGUUUAGACACGGAGAGGCAGUUGUAUCCUAACUAUCAGCUAACUAUCUACCUAAACUUAAUCGCUUAAUCGAUUACUUCCUAUCCAAAAUGGUGCCUAGUCUAUUCAUAGUCAACACUAACUACACAACGUUCUCGCUGUGUUUUGUUUUUUUUUCUUCUUCUUCUUUCACGUUCUAUACAAUAGUUACGCGCUCGCUCGUCUCACUUGCACUCCGUCUUCUCCCCAUUUUUUUACCCUCCUCAGCCUUCCUUUGCACACUAUCUUUAUCAAUCUUUCACUCUUUCACUUUCAUUCGCCCGCGCUAUCUUUCUUCGUUCCUUUCGCACACGUUAUCCCUUGCAUCCAUGAUCUUCCUGUUUCUCUCAAUUAUUUUUUCUCGUCUCUCUUUCUCUCUGCCCGCUCUCCAGUGCGGCUCCGUAUCUGCGGAAGCUGGCGUUUUAUGUCGGCCGAAAACCAUCCGUUCUUCCGCUCGGUCAGCACUAGUGCUGCUCUUUGUUUGGUCGUCACAAUAAUAAUUAGUUAUUUAGUACAAGUCUAUUAGUAAAAUUCUUCAAAAUUCACUAUUUAAUCACAUGUGAUUUUUUGUUGUCAGUCGUGGUGACAAUCGCUUGUGCAACAAUUACACACUCGCAAAUAGGUUCUCCCCUUUCGCCCCCUUCCAUCUCAUCUUUCUUUCUCUCCCUCUUAAUGCGUGGACUCAAAUCGAGUAAUAAUCGGUCUCUUAAAAAAUAGCUCAUACCACUUUUUUCAUCUUUUAUCUCUUGUCAUCAAAUCGUGAUGUACCAAAAUAAACUAAAUAUAUUAUUUACUUCAAGUCUCAACAGUGUAAAAAUCUUUCAUACUUUAGAUGACGUCAAUAAUAGUAAUCGUUAAUUAUAAUAAUACAGCAUAUUAUUGUAAUAUUAUAAUAAUAGCUACGAUCGCCUCUAACUCUAUCUAACUACCUGCCCGCCCACUUCGAGCCCAAAGCUCGCAAUAUUUGGUAGAAAGCUUUCUGCUAAUCGUCCUUUCUCGACUCGAUCUAAGUCAGACAACGUGAAAACUGUGCCGGAUAUAGUAAAAAAACGGGCUUAGAGGAACGCAGGAGAGGAGGGUGUUCCUUUUUUUUUUUGUUUCUCUCAAAAUACCGCGCGUAGAUAGAAAAUCCUCGGCUUAUCUUUUUUUUUUCUUUCUUUCUUUCAUUCUUUAAUUCCCUUUCGUUUAUCUCGCGUUUCGAUCCUCUCGCCUAUCGUUCUCCUCCAGUCCCAUUAUCCUCGGUUCAUUUAGUAACGCGUUAUUCGUUUGUUCGAUAUAAUAAAUUAAUUUACACUCUAUCUAUUCGUAUCCCGUCGUAACAAGCCUACUGUCUCUCUUUUCUCGGGCGGUGUGAAUAUUUCGGUUUACAAUGAUCCGCCAUUUGAUUUCUUUUUGUUCCUAGACUCCGCACGGACCGUACGGUGUUUCGG
Molecule: messenger RNA, 5889 nt
Organism: Hylaeus volcanicus
Lineage: Eukaryota; Metazoa; Arthropoda; Insecta; Hymenoptera; Colletidae
Product: ribosome biogenesis protein WDR12 homolog
Exons: 9
Coding region: 107-1381 (424 amino acids)
Biological process (GO): ribosome biogenesis
Cellular component (GO): preribosome, large subunit precursor
Molecular function (GO): protein binding
Source: RefSeq, a predicted model, not a curated record